CUUUCCUGGGUCUCCAGCUGGCACAUGGCAGAUAGUGGGACUUCCCUGCCUCUAUAAUUACUGUAAAGAACUGGCCAAGUCCAAGGCAGAAGUGGCCUGCAUUGCAGUAUAUGAAAAAGACGUGUUUGUUGUUGGAACCGAGAGAGGAUGCGCUUUUGUCAAUGCCAGAAAGGAUUUACAGAAAGAUUUUGCAAAAUACUGCAUUGCGGAAGGGCUGCAUGAGGUGAAACCUCCCUGCCCUGUGAAUGGGGUGCAGGUCCACUCAGGAGAAACAGAAAUACUCAGGAAAGCGGUCGAGGACUAUUUCUGCUUUUGUUACGGUAAAGUUCACAUGAAUUCUCUAAAUAGUAGUUCACUAAGGAGUAGGAGAGUGUUACAGUUUCAUUAACGUGACUAUCUAGAAUGUUUCAAACGUUUUGAAACCAAC
Galeopterus variegatus (Sunda flying lemur) is the source of this 427-nucleotide messenger RNA. RefSeq names its product general transcription factor II-I repeat domain-containing protein 2B-like. Gene Ontology annotation, cellular component: nucleus. Lineage: Eukaryota; Metazoa; Chordata; Mammalia; Dermoptera; Cynocephalidae. The record is from RefSeq and is a predicted model, not a curated record. The transcript is spliced from 3 exons. The annotation marks the transcript as partial.